Trichobilharzia szidati is the source of this 1698-nucleotide messenger RNA. The record is from the annotation of a GenBank genome assembly. NCBI's taxonomy places the organism in Eukaryota, Metazoa, Platyhelminthes, Trematoda, Strigeidida, Schistosomatidae.
UGAUCAGCCCAUUUCAAAAUUAUUGGUUACGCGGUCUCUUUAAUUAUUCAAUUUCCAAUGAAAUCUCCAUGCACCUAAAGCAUUCCGCUCUUCACUUAUUCUUUGUAAAUCAUGGUUCGCUUCUGUCAUCCCCUGAAUUUCCGAUACUAUCACGAUUAGGUCUUACAAAUGCAAUCCUAUUUUUGAUGAUAAUCAAUUAUUCAGUGUAUUCCGAAGCAGAUGAUCUUGAUGAUGAUAGAAGUAGGCUUACUCGACGUAAAUGGUGCCCAUGGUCUUCUUGGAGUCCAUGUUCCCCGACUAAAUGUAUCAGUGGUCAUGUGAGACGAACUCCAUCACUUUGGCGUAGUCUUGAAGAAAUCCCCAUGGCAGAUGAUAUCCAGACUAACCAGUGUGUAUUACCAUCAACCAAUAUUUCCAGAAAACCUAAUCGAGCUUAUGUACAACAAACAAUACGUGGACAGACCAAAGUUAUUGUUGCUGAGAAACAACGCUUUCGUACUUGUGACUGUCAAUCUGUCUCCAUUUUGAAUGUGUUUCGUUUGGUUAGCAGACAUGAGUGUUACCCAGGUGAAACAGAAUUCGAGUGUAAUGAAUGUGUAUCUUCUGAUAAAGUAUACUUUAGUCGGGAUAGCAGUUCUAUCGUAGAUAUAAUACCAUUCUGUUCAUUUGAUCAUUCUGGUUUCCAGUUGUAUAAAAUUCUUGGUGGAAUUGUUGGCGCCAUAGCACUUAUCACUUUGGUAGUAUGCUUUGUACGCUUUUUAUUUCGACAAAUUUGUGGUCCACGACAAAAUGAUGGAAAUGCCACUGGCAGUGGAUUAAAUCGAAACGGUAGAAGACGAAAUAGAACAUCUCAUUUGCAAAGUAAUGCUGUUAGUGAUGAUGCUUCAGAAUACUUACAAAAUCAUCGUAAUACAACUGGAUAUCCUAUUAACUUGGGAAACAUGGAUCUUCCACCAGCGUAUACAGAUAUUGUUAAACUUUCUGGAAUUACACCCCUACCAGCAAACACCACUGCUACUAAUCCUACUACAUUAGUUACAGAUCGUUUUACUACUGCCUAUGAUUGGUUACCGCCACCAGCAUUGCCAACACAGAAUGAUAACCAAAUCACACAUCCAAAUGGUUUACCCAAAUCAUCACCAAUGCGCAUGCAUCGAUUCAGUUGUUCCAUUGUUGAUGACAACGAACAGAAUAAUGCAACAUCUAGUCAAAUAUUAAGUCCAAAACAGUCGAAUACACCUCCACCGCCUAGUUAUGAAGAGAUUAUCGCUGCGACAACAAAUAGUAUUGACGCACACACACAAUCUACUGCUGUUGUUGAUCGUUCAGUGUCUGUAGAGGCGAGUGAUGAGAUCAAUCCUAGUCAAAGUAUACAUCGAUCGGAUAAUGCUGCUGCUACUACGACAACAACAACUACUACAACUACUAACAAUAAUACUAGUAGUAGUGGUAGUGGUAAUGUGAUGAACACAGAUAGAACUGAAACUAGUAGUGCUGCAUAAUCCUUUAUUUAGAUUAUCUCAUGAUUGUAUUGUAUUCUAUGCCUUUUUCUUUCUCUCUCUUGUCUCUUGUCUCUCUUGUUAUAUGAUUUCUAUGAUUACUGUUGCUGCUGCUGCUUCUGAUGCUGCUGCUCCUGUAAUGUGAUCAUUAGUAGUAGUGCUACUACCUUUAUUUUCUGAUUAACGGAUCGAUUUGUAU